CCCGGAAAUGCCUUCCUGUUUGAAGCGCGACAGAUAACGGGAAUUCCCUCGGGAAUGCGAAUCCCAGCGAUAAACCGGAUUCUCCCCGCGCGUUUCGUCAUGGCGGGCUUCAUAAACAGGAUCAGGAUCAGUCGAUCGAUGAACAAGACAGACUUCCAUCAUUCAAGCCUCUCCCAACAUGUCCGGCCUCUCCGUCGAGCUCACCACCCCCAACGGGCACCGCUACACGCAGCCCACGGGUCUCUUCAUCAACAACGAAUUUGUGCCUUCGAGCGGAGGCGCGAUCACCUCGAUUGACCCGGCCACCGACACUCCCAUUGCCACUGUUCAUGCGGCCGGCGCCGACGAUGUCGACCAUGCAGUCCAAGCAGCCAAGGCUGCGCUCGUGCAUCCCUCGUGGAAGCUGCUCGCCGCCACUGAACGUGGCCAGAUGCUGGCCAGAUUGGCCGAUUUAAUCGAGAAGAAUAAAGAGCUUUUUGCUACCAUUGACGCGUGGGACAACGGAAAACCAUACCAAACCGCCUUGAAUGAAGACUUGCCCGAAGCCAUUGGCACAAUCCGGUACUACAGCGGCUGGGCGGAUAAGACGUUCGGUCAGACUAUCAGCACGACUCCGGCCAAGUUUGCCUACACAAUCCGUCAACCGAUCGGGGUCGUUGGCCAGAUCAUCCCGUGGAACUACCCUCUUUCCAUGGCGUGCUGGAAGCUGGGUCCCGCGUUGGCCUGCGGGAACACAGUGGUGCUCAAGCAAGCAGAGCAGACUCCGUUGAGUGUGCUUGUGCUGGCAACGCUGAUCAAGGAGGCCGGCUUUCCUCCAGGGGUUGUGAAUAUUAUCAACGGCUACGGCCGCGAGGCUGGCGCAGCUCUGGUAUCGCAUCCUCUGGUUGAUAAAGUUGCCUUUACCGGGUCAACCGAAACAGGAAAGGCGAUCAUGAAACAGGCUGCUGGGACCCUGAAAAACAUCACCCUCGAGACUGGCGGCAAGUCACCGCUGGUGGUCUUCCCAGAUGCAGACCUCGAUCAGGCUGUCAAGUGGUCACACUUUGGCAUCAUGGGGAAUCAGGGUCAGAUUUGCACUGCCACGUCGCGAAUAUUUGUCCACAGGGAUGUCUAUGAAAAGUUCCUUUCCAUGUUCAAAGAAGCCGUCCAGACAACCUCCAAGAUUGGCAGCCAGUGGGACGAGUCAACCUUCCAAGGGCCGCAGGUAACCCGGUCGCAGUACGAGCGCGUCCUUUCAUACAUUGAUCUCGCAAAGAAAGAAGGCGCAAAGAUCCUCAUCGGCGGCGCCGCUCAUACACCAGCCGAUGCCAAGAUCAAGAAUGGGUAUUUCGUUGAACCUACCGUGCUGAUUGACGUGGACGAUUCGAUGCGUGUUGUCCGCGAGGAGAUCUUCGGUCCUGUCGUGGUCAUCUCGUCCUUCUCAACCGAGGAAGAAGCUGUCCGGCGAAGCAACGAUACUAUCUACGGUCUUGGGGCUGCCGUGUUUACUCGUGAUGUUGAACGGGCACAUCGCGUGGCGGCGGAAAUCGAAUCCGGCAUGGUCUGGAUUAACAGUAGCCAGGAUUGCGAUCCUCGGGUUCCCUUUGGUGGUGUCAAACAGAGCGGCAUUGGACGGGAGUUGGGUGAAGCUGGUCUGGAGGCGUAUAGUCAGGUCAAAGCCGUUCAUGUCAACAUGGGGACGAAGCUGUGAUGGUUGCGAGGGUUAUGAAAUGAGAAUGAGGGAAAACGCAUGUAUCUGGUUUUCUUAUCUCUAAUGUGACAAGAAUGCCAGCCUUUGAUGAUAGCCUACACAUCCCUCGGUAACAGUUAGCUUCUAUAUACCAUGUCUUUCUCCAAUGCAGGAUGCCCCGUGAACGGGAUACGGCAAGACAUACUCAUUUGCCG
Messenger RNA from Monascus purpureus, 1884 nucleotides. Lineage: Eukaryota; Fungi; Ascomycota; Eurotiomycetes; Eurotiales; Aspergillaceae. The record is from the annotation of a GenBank genome assembly.